Molecule: messenger RNA, 711 nt
Organism: Hevea brasiliensis (rubber tree)
Lineage: Eukaryota; Viridiplantae; Streptophyta; Magnoliopsida; Malpighiales; Euphorbiaceae
Exons: 1
Coding region: 1-711 (236 amino acids)
Molecular function (GO): nucleic acid binding; zinc ion binding
Source: RefSeq, a predicted model, not a curated record
AUGCAUCCUUAUACAAAGAAGCGCUUAAGACAAGAGUUCUUUGAUAUGCGCUGCUGUUCUUUGAAAAGAUCAGACAUUGAGAAACACUAUCAGCGCAUGACUCAACGUUAUUAUCUGCUUAAUGGUUACAAUGAUGUCAACCUCCGGCAUACCUAUAUUGCCUCCCUGCCAGAAGCAUUGCAACCGGAACUCCAUAGAAGUAUUGCUGCUACCAGAAGAGCGAUGAAUGCUAUCACCAUAGGAGAAAUCCAUCAAAUGACUCUGGCUUGUCUGGAUAAAAUGUGCGAACAACAAAAGCUGUUCAAAGAUAUCAUUGACAAUAGCAAAGCUUUGAAGAAUGUAUGCCAGAAGUCUCACCUUGCCAUUAAAUGCAAGGAAAAGAAUUGUGAAUGCAAGACAAAGAAGAAAGCACAUUACAAGAAGCAUCCUCUGGUUCAAACCCCUUUCAAGCGUAAGAAAGGAAGAAGGUCAAUGAUACUUUCAAAGAAAAGAACGGGUACAAAGAAGUCUGAAAGGUGUUAUAUCUGUGGCAAUCGAGGUCAUUAUGCCAAGAACUGCCCAAGAAACCCUAACAAGGCAGUUAAGCUAUUACAACACAUACAGCAGGCCUCUCACAUCUCCCUGGAACAUGAUGAUGUUGAAUCCUCGUUCUCUCAACAGAUGAGCUCGAUGAAGACACGCUUUGCCCUUGGAGUAGACAUCGGAUCGUAA